AACCGGCCGGGCAAUUAACGAGGAACAGUCAAAGGUCACCAGAGGGGAGAGAAACAGGCUCUGCUGUAGCUAUGAUAAUUCCGAUUCGCUGCUUCACGUGCGGGAAGGUGAUAGGCAACAAGUGGGAAUCCUACCUGGGCUACCUUCAGGCCGAGUACACGGAGGGCAGCGAUGCACUGGAUGCCCUGGGCCUGAAACGCUACUGCUGUAGAAGAAUGCUACUGAGUCACGUGGACCUUAUCGAGAAGCUGUUGAACUAUGCUCCUCUGGAGAAAUGAGAUCUUUUCGUCAUUACACACACAUUCUCGUGCUAGUUGUCGCUUUCUUUGAUGAAAUUUCAUAUUCUAUUCUGUUGUCUUAUUUCAGAGUGAUGUCAUUUCAUCUGUUGUGUAUAAUAUUAUAGGCAUUCAAUUCCUAGCCAAUAUCGUGGAUAAGAGCAUACAUCAAACUGUAUUCCCAUGCCUUCAGAUUCUAUUCUGUUGUCUUAUUAUUUCAGAGUGAUGUCAUUUCAUCUGUUGUGUAGGCAUUCGCUAAUAAUUCCUAGCCAAUAUCAUGGAUAAGAGCAUACAUCAAACUGUGUAUAACCCCAGGCCUUCCCCUGUAAGCCUUGUUAUCAGCACGAUCAGGGGACAAGGCUAAAUACAA
Molecule: messenger RNA, 645 nt
Organism: Geodia barretti
Lineage: Eukaryota; Metazoa; Porifera; Demospongiae; Tetractinellida; Geodiidae
Source: the annotation of a GenBank genome assembly